AUUCAAACGCAGCAUUUCACCCCCAAUUCUAAAUUGAAGAACAAAAAGGGCAUAAAGAUUCGAUUUUUAUCACCGCCUCCUCUUCCUCCAAUGGCUUCCAUGGCCGCCGCCUUCGUCGGUGGAUCCCCGAAUUCCGUCCGCAAUCCCAUCAAGCCGGCACUUCUCUCGGCCUCUCUCCGCCUCAGCCUCCCGCCGGCCGCCGCCGGCCGCCGCAGCCCCACCCCCAUCCGCGCCUCCUUCGCCCCCGCCACCGCAUCGUGUAGCCUCAUCGAGCCGGACGGCGGGAGGCUGGUCGACCUGGUCGCGCCGGAGGGCCCGUCGCGGCACGCGCUCCGCCGGGAGGCGGCGCGGUUGCCGCAGAUCAAGCUCUCGCGGAUCGAUCUGGAGUGGGUGCACGUGCUCAGCGAAGGGUGGGCGAGCCCGCUGGGCGGCUUCAUGAGGGAAGCCGAGUUCCUCCAAACGCUUCAUUUCAACUGUCUCCGCCUCGGAGACGGCUCCGUCGUCAACAUGUCGGUCCCGAUCGUGUUGGCCAUCGACGACGCCCAGAAAAGGGCCAUCGGCGACCGGCGCAGGGUGGCGCUUGUCGACUCCCGGGAAAGGCCUGUCGCCAUCCUGAGCAAUGUUGAGAUCUAUAAGCAUAACAAAGAAGAGCGGAUUGCACGAACAUGGGGCACUACUGCUCCUGGACUGCCAUACGUCCAGGAAGCUAUAGAAAAAGCUGGAAAUUGGUUAAUUGGUGGAGACUUGGAAGUUAUAGAACGUAUCAAGUAUAACGAUGGUCUUGACCAAUAUCGAUUAUCACCUUCUGAACUCCGUGAAGAAUUUGCCAGACGCAAUGCAGAUGCUGUAUUUGCUUUCCAACUGCGUAACCCUGUGCAUAAUGGCCAUGCCUUGCUCAUGACCGACACCCGCAGGCGUCUUCUCGAAAUGGGCUACAAAAACCCUGUCCUCUUGCUUCAUCCAUUGGGAGGCUACACGAAAGCAGACGAUGUGCCACUUCAUUGGAGAAUGAAGCAACAUGAGAAGGUUCUUCAGGAUGGUGUUCUUAACCCGGAAACCACAGUGGUUGCUAUAUUCCCUUCUCCAAUGCAUUAUGCUGGCCCAACAGAAGUCCAGUGGCAUGCAAAAUCUCGCAUAAAUGCCGGUGCGAAUUUCUACAUUGUCGGCAGAGAUCCGGCAGGUAUGAGCCACCCUGUUGAGAAAAGGGACCUCUAUGAUGCUGACCAUGGGAAGAAGGUUCUCAGUAUGGCACCAGGUCUUGAAAAGCUUAGCAUUCUACCUUUCAAGGUUGCAGCAUAUGACAAAACACAGAAGAAAAUGGCAUUCUUUGACCCUUCAAGGACUGAGGAUUUCCUCUUCAUUUCUGGUACAAAGAUGAGGGCUCUUGCCCGAAACAGAGAGAAUCCGCCGGAUGGCUUCAUGUGCCCCAGUGGUUGGAAAGUUUUGGUCGAGUACUAUGAUAGUGUGGCUCCACCUGAAGCCAACAAAUUGCGCGAACCUGUUCCAGUCUGAACUGUUCCUCGCGCAAUGAAAGAUUGAAUGGAUAUAGUGUGGUUCCACCUGAAAGAUUGAUUGCUUAUGUGCAAGACAAUGAAGCAACCCUCAAAUCCAGUGUGCUGUUGUAAAUAUAAUUUAUGAACUUGUAAAAAUUGUGUGCCAGGGUUUAGUUGGAUGACAAUAAAACUAUGUGCAGACAACAUCUGUUGUCAGAUUUAUCA
This is a messenger RNA of Zingiber officinale, 1718 nucleotides long. Its product is annotated as ATP sulfurylase 1, chloroplastic-like. Lineage: Eukaryota; Viridiplantae; Streptophyta; Magnoliopsida; Zingiberales; Zingiberaceae. The transcript has 5 exons. Gene Ontology annotation, biological process: sulfate assimilation. Gene Ontology annotation, molecular function: sulfate adenylyltransferase (ATP) activity; adenylylsulfate kinase activity. The record is from RefSeq and is a predicted model, not a curated record. Bases 91 to 1512 code for a protein of 473 amino acids.